GUUCUGGCCCGUCAUCUCCAAAUGUACUCCUCCUGGGUAGCUUCCCUCCUGCUCAUGCACAUCAAAGAAUGCUCUCACCUCAGCCUGUCAGCAUACAACAAUAUGAUUCAUUAUUUCAGGAUCGUUUGAGCAGAAUGGAGGUGGGUUUCGUUGACAGAUUCCACCAGCUCGAGGACACCCUCCGACGGCUCACUGACACUUUGGUGUUGAACAGAGAAGGAUCCAGCAGCAAUGCCCUAGGCCGACCGGGCCAGACGCGACCGAACUGCGACGACAACACAGAGAAAAGUAAUGGGGGCCGACCGCCUUUCUACUCUGAUGCAAAAAGUGUUGCUUUUGCGGGAGAUGUGUGGAGAUCUCUUACACAUGGAGGGGGAGGCACUGGGGAAGAUGGUAACCUCCAGAUUGAUAGAAUUGAUGAAAUGGAUGUUAUUUCUAAACAAUUUUCUGCGAGUUUGGAUGAUGCCCAGAUGCAGACUAUUGGUAUUGAUGAUAAAAUAGCGGAGGUGUAUGAGAUUGACAUGGAGAAACUGAAAAAUCUCCUGUCUCUUUUACAAAGCUCCGUUGGCGAUGCUCUGACGCUCUGCCUUGCUAAUAUGGAUUGGAAUUUGCAGAAUUUGUUGUUGAAGUACUUAGAACUCCAUAUAUUCUGGGAGAGAUUUUGAUUAUGUUUUUCAAGUGGGCAAUGAAGAAGCCAAAGUUCAAAUUGACAAGGUCUGUUAGGGAAGCUCUUGUUCAUGGUGUUAGUACUGGUUUGAGGAAGAGGAAAGUCUAUGCUUUUGGGGAUUUGAUUAAGGAGGUUGGGGAAAAGGAGAAUGGUCUAUUAAGCAUAGAUAUUCUCAAUGAGUUAAUAGCUUCUUUAUCAAAAUUGAGUAAAUAAAAAACAACUUUGGAAGUUUUUAACAAAUUUUGGGGAAUUUGGGCGCAACCUGAAUGCAGAAAUUUACUAUUUCACCAUUGAAGCACCUUCGUUGGUGUGGAUGGUGGCCGCGGCGGCGACAGUCAUCAUGAAUGGAAGCUUUGAUGAUGAGAACGCGGGUCCUGAAAGGGAUAAAGAGAUGACGAGAACAAAACUUGAGGAGGAGAUGGGUUUUGGAUUUGAUGGCGGAGGGAA
Messenger RNA from Carica papaya (papaya), 1114 nucleotides. RefSeq lists its product as uncharacterized. NCBI's taxonomy places the organism in Eukaryota, Viridiplantae, Streptophyta, Magnoliopsida, Brassicales, Caricaceae. The record is from RefSeq and is a predicted model, not a curated record.